CGGGCGGCUGGACUCGGUGCAGCGAGCGGACCUCGGCGGGGCGGGUUUUUCUUUAACUCAAAAACUAACGGCAGUGGAGGUACACUGUAAUAAGGAGGUCCUACAGUGGAGGGGAAGCAAUGGAGAAACUCAUGGGACCCAGUGUACAAAAAUGGGCCAAUGUAGAUCCAGAAGAACGAAUGUUGGCAGCCGCUACAGCUUUUACUCAUAUCUGUGCAGGGCAGGGUGAGGGAGAUGUCAGGAGAGAUGCCCAGCCUAUCCAGUAUGAUCCCUACAGUAAAGCUUCAGUAACCCCAGGAAAGCGACCUGCUCUUCCUGUGCAACUGCAGUACCCACAUGUAGAAAGUAAUGCUGCUUCAGAAACAGUCUCCGAGGCCUCCCAAAGACUCCGAAAGCCAGUGAUGAAGAGAAAGGUGUUGCGAAAGAAGCCAGAUGGGGAAGUAUUAGUGACCGAUGAGUCGAUUAUCAGUGAAUCAGAGUCUGGUACAGAGAAUGAUAUGGAUCUCUGGGACUUAAGACAAAGGCUCAUGAGUCUACAGUUCCACGAAGAUAGGGAAUCCCCAGAUGACAUUUCACAAAAAUUUAAUUUACCACAUGAAUACCAAGGAAUUUCUCAAGAUCAGCUCAUUUGCUAUCUACGAAGAGAAGGAAUGGGCCCUCCGGCUUAUGAACAAGACCUGAUUGUUGCCAGCCGACCCAAGUCCUUUAUUCUCCCAAGGCUGGACCAGCUGAGCAGAAACCGAGGCAAGGUAGACCGGGUAGCCCGAUAUUUUGAGUACAAACGAGACUGGGACUCAAUGAGGUUACCUGGUGAAGAUCACAGAAAGGAAUUACGCUGGGGUGUCCGAGAGCAGAUGCUUUCUCGAGAACCCCAGUCCAAGCCUCAGCACAUAUAUGUUCCAAACAAUUACUUGGUGCCAACUGAGAAGAAAAGAUCUGCCCUUCGUUGGGGUGUUCGCUGUGACCUUGCAAAUGGUAUCAUGCCCAGGAAGCUUCCCUUCCCUCUUUUUCCUUCUUAAAUAUUUUUUUUAACGUCUCUUAUGGGAUUGUUUGGGGGUAACCUGGUUCUUUAUCUCUGUCCUAUUUAAAUAGAAACAACUAACUUGAAAGCCCAUGGAACAUUAUACAGUAAGGACUUCACCCAUCAUUGGUCUUUCCUAGGUGUGUACAUUGGUAUCAAAUACCACUUCACUUCCAAAUUACCACUCUCAAAUCCACUAAUUGCAAGAGAAGUCAUGCCAAAGAAAGAAAAACGGACAUAGUCUUUCCACUUUGUCAGCACCGUUUCUGUUCUCUACUGUUUUUAACCUUUGGCCAAUGUGAGUUGCUGCUUUUAAAGUUGCUGGGCAUUAAGCUUAUUCAUUAAAGAAUUGGGAUUUUGUG
This is a messenger RNA of Odobenus rosmarus divergens (Pacific walrus), 1383 nucleotides long. It is a transcript of the gene HYLS1, whose product is annotated as hydrolethalus syndrome 1. Lineage: Eukaryota; Metazoa; Chordata; Mammalia; Carnivora; Odobenidae. The coding region runs from base 120 to 1019 and encodes 299 amino acids. Gene Ontology annotation, biological process: cilium assembly. The record is from RefSeq and is a predicted model, not a curated record. The transcript has 3 exons. Gene Ontology annotation, cellular component: non-motile cilium; centriole.